AUGUCUGAUAAUCUAGAAUCGUUGUACGGUCGGCUGAAAUUUUCUGAGGCAGUGCUCAGUGACACAAACAUCAGUCAGGUGACUAGUUCUUCACAAGACAACUCUGAUGUGCUAUUUGCAUUAAAGCUGAAAUGGAAAACGUUGGAAGAGUGGGCGAAUGAACUCCGCGGGACAACCCAUGAAAUUGAGCUACAGUAUGUUGCCUUGUUAGAUCUUUCUAUUGAAGGUCAUCCAGUUUGUUUGAAAAAAGAAUCCCCUCGGCUUGGUUCACUGUUAAGAACAAGAAGUCAGAAAGUUAAAAAAGCACUUUCAGUCAUCAAGAACACAAAAAAGAAGGAAGAAGCUCGUGAAAAAGAAUGGAAAAUCCAUAUUUACAGAAGUGAUAUUGUUAGCUACAACAAUAUCAAAACAGAAUUGAAGAACCUGAAUGAGAUGCAGUCGCAAAAUGUCAGAGACUUGAACACCGCAAAAAAACAAAUCAUCGAAGAAAAGUUGGUAAACAAACACCUAGAACAAUAUAUAAACACAAUACAGGGUAAAGGUUUGUGCAAUGGUAGGCAACUUUGUGACCUCAAGGAGAAACAGAAGAAAAGAAAAUUGAAAACACUUAAGUCUAAACUAGAAGUUUCACUCUGGUUUAUGAAGAGUUUUGGGCUUACAGUGCAAAACCUCACAGCAACAUCGGAUACAAAUUCAGAUGUUAUUUUUAAUUUUGUGGCCGACAACAUUGUGGAGGAAAAGAUACAACCCGAAAGCAUAAGAAACAAUACUGUUCCUGACGUUGCUGCCAGCGAAAAAUUGACCAGUUUGUCUGAAGACAAAUUAAUAGAGUUAUUUGAACUGCAACAUUUGUUAGAUAAAUUCUGCAUUUCAAACGAGGCCUACCAUGAAAUGACCAUGACAACCUGUGGUAAGCAGCUGCCGAGAAGUUAUCUAAUUAAGCAAUGUCGAAAAGAUUUGAAUGACGUUACUCACAUUGAACCGGUCCCAGAAGGAUAUGGUGCACAGAGAAAUUUCAAGGACCUGCUUCGAAAAGAGAUCAGAAAGUUUUGGAGUGAAGAAAACAAUGAUCAGAGGACUAUUAAGGUAAAAAUAAGUGGUGAUGGUGCGCAAAUGUCGCGAAGUGCCAACUACAACUUUUUGUCAUUUAGUAUACUCAAUAGAGGAAAUCUUGUUAAGAGUGCUCAAGGCAUGGAUGACAAUAUCGGGAAUUUAUUUCUAGGAAACCAUACAAUAGCUUGUGUCAAAGGGAAGGAGUGCUAUGAGACAAUAAGGGAUUCCUUCAGAGAUGCUAUUACUUCAGUCAAUGAGAUGGUGUCCAACCCAACCAUUACAAUUGACGGGAAGUCUGUAGACCUGGAUUUUUAUCUUGGUGGUGAUUAUAAGUUUAUAUUGAUGGUAUUAGGUUUGAAAGGAGCAACCAGUAACUAUGCUUGUGCCUGGUGUUAUUGUUCAAAAGAUGAGAGACACGAUAUGAGUAAACACAAUGAUUUCUGGAAUGAGCCACCACAUUGCAGAGAUUUGGACAGUUUAAUCCGCUUGAAAGGUGAUUUCUCCAUUUAUCAAGACCCAUUAUUCAAUAUCCCAUUGAAAAAUGUUGCGGUUGAUGAGCUACAUCUUUUACUAAGGAUAAUGGAUAUUCUGAUUAGAGCAGUGGUAUUAGAAUGCCAUGAACUAGACUUAAAUGAGAAGAAAAAUUCAUUAAAAGCACUUCUUGAUGCUGUCAAUAAUAAGGUGCAUGUGACUUUUUCAAUAUGGCAGAAAAAAGGAUCUGCUGAACUUGAUUGGACAAGUCUGACAGGUGAUAGUAAGAAAAAACUAUUAAAGACACUACCAGAGUAUUUUGAAGGAUUUUUAAGACCAGAAACAUCAGCUACAGUUAAGACUAUAUGGCAGGAAUUCAGUAAGCUCUAUGAGCUAAUGAAAUCAAAACCUGAUUAUGCCAUGUUUCAAGAAAAAGCUAAGGAGUGGAUCAGGCUGUUCCAGUCUUUAUCGACAAAAUGCACAGGUUACCAGAAGGAACGAAUUACUCCUUACAUGCAUAUAUUGGCAUAUCAUGUACCAAUGAUGAUGAAGAUACAUGGAGAUAUCACACUGUUUACUGGGCAAGGUGUUGAGAAAAACAAUGAUGAAGGAAGAAAGGUUUACUUUAGAAGAAGUAACAAAGCAGAUGCCCCAGCCGAUAUUUUACUGUCGGAGAGUAGACAAGAUGCUCUGUGCUCUAUGCGCAGAAAAAGCAGAGAAUACUGUAAAAGGACGCAAAAUUACUGGAGUGAAGGUAUUUACAGUUUAAGAAACACAAGACCCUGCAUCAGUAGUACUAAUGUGUCCACAUGUGAAGUUUCACUACCAGAUUUUACAGACCGGGUUUUAACGCCUUCAACACCCAGUGACAAUGAAGCAAGCUCUCCAGUUAUGGAAGGUGCAGCCACAGAGUCUGCUACUCCUCUUUCCAGAGCAGAUGUUUUAAAAAUGACUGUCCUGGCUUUGAAAGAACAGUGCCGAACCAAUCACCUUGGAGUAUCUGGAAAUAAGAGGACACUUCAGGAGAGACUUAUUAAAGGAUUGAAACUAGAGUGA
Messenger RNA from Saccoglossus kowalevskii, 2580 nucleotides. RefSeq lists its product as uncharacterized. The record is from RefSeq and is a predicted model, not a curated record. NCBI's taxonomy places the organism in Eukaryota, Metazoa, Hemichordata, Enteropneusta, Harrimaniidae.